AGUCCGACAUGGCGGCGGCGGCACCGGGGCGGCUCCGGGCCCCGAGCGGCUCCCGGGGACGGCCCGGAGGCUCCUGAGGGGUCCCGGACGGUCUUGAGGGCUCCCGGAGGCUUCUGAGGGGCUCCCGGAGGCUCCUGAGGGGUCCCGCAGGCGUGGCGUCGCGGCCGGCAUUACGUCACCGGGUAAACGGAGCGGUGUGGGCGUGGUUUCCGGAGAAGGGGGCGUGGCCUGGGGGCAAUGGCGGCGCUGCGCGUUCUCGUGGGGGUGAAGCGCGUCAUUGACUUCGCCGUCAAGGUGCGGGUGGCGCCGGGCGGCGGCGCCGUGCACACGCAGGGCGUGAAGCACUCGCUGAACCCGUUCUGCGAGAUCGCCCUGGAGGAGGCGGUGCGGCUGCGCGAGGCCGGCGCCGCCGCCGAGGUCAUCGCCGCCAGCCUGGGCACCAAGGCCAGCCAGGAGACCCUGCGCACGGCGCUGGCCAUGGGCGCUGACCGGGCCGUGCUGGCCGAGCUGGCCGAGGGCGCGGCCGCCGGGCCCCGGGAGGUGGCCACGGCCCUGGCAGCGCUGGUGCAGAAACUGCAACCGCAGCUGGUGCUGCUGGGCAAGCAGGCCAUCGAUGAUGAUUGCAACCAGACCGGGCAGCUCCUGGCCGCCAUGUUGGACUGGCCGCAGGGCACGUUCGCCUCGCGGGUGCAGCUGGAGGCCGGGGCCGUGCUGGUGGAGCGCGAGGUGGACGGCGGCCUGGAGACGCUGCGGCUGCGGCUGCCGGCCGUGCUCACGGCGGACCUGAGGCUCAACGAGCCCCGCUACGCCACCCUGCCCAACAUCAUGAAGGCCAAGAAGAAGCCCCUGGAGGUGCUGCCGGCGGCCGAGCUGGGCGUCGCCGCGGGGCCGCCCCGGCUGAAGGUGCUGCAGGUGCGGGAGCCGCCGCCCAGGGCCGGGGGCGAGAGGGUGGAGAGCGUGGAGAGCCUGCUGGGGAAACUGAGGCACGCCGGCCGCAUCUGACACACCAGUGCCUCCCAGUAUAACCCAGUUCAUCCCAGUAACCCCCCAGUGCCUCCCAGUUCAUCCCAGUUCAUCCCAGUAACCCCCCAGGGCCAUCCCUGGUCUGUCCCAGUUCAUCCCAGUUUGUCCCAGUCCCCUAUUGGGGAUAGAGCGUGGAGAGCCUGCUGGGGAAACUGAGGCACGCCGGCCGCAUCUGACACCCCAGUGCCUCCCAGUUCAUCCCAGUUCAUCCCAGUAACCCCCCAGUGCCAUCCCAGUUCGUCCCAGUUUGUCCCAGUCCCCUAUUGGGGAUAGAGCGUGGAGAGCCUGCUGGGGAAACUGAGGCACGCCGGCCGCAUCUGACACCCCAGUGCCUCCCAGUUCAUCCCAGUUCAUCCCAGUAACCCCAGCCAUCCCAGUGUCUC
Camarhynchus parvulus is the source of this 1406-nucleotide messenger RNA. RefSeq names its product electron transfer flavoprotein subunit beta (gene ETFB). Gene Ontology annotation, molecular function: electron transfer activity. The record is from RefSeq and is a predicted model, not a curated record. Gene Ontology annotation, cellular component: cytosol. Bases 238 to 1002 code for a protein of 254 amino acids. NCBI's taxonomy places the organism in Eukaryota, Metazoa, Chordata, Aves, Passeriformes, Thraupidae. The transcript has 9 exons.